AUGAAGGUCCUCGAAUUCUCCAUUUCCUUAAUUGCCCUCCUCCCUGUCCUGGCGACAGCAGCCCCUGUGUCCGACCCCCUCGAAGGCACCGGCCUCGAGAAGCGGCGCAAAGCCCAAACAUGCAAGAUCAUCAACGUCGACCACACUGUCAACUGCCGAUACCAGCCACAUCUUGAUGCCGGGGAGAUUUUUGGCUUUCCCAAGGGAGAGAAGCUCACGUUUGCUUGCUACAAGAAGGGAGACUGCUACAGUGGUGUUUGUACUUGGGAUCAGAUCACUUAUCUUGGAACGACGUGCUAUGUGAAUGGGUACUUUACUGAUAGUAACUGCUCGAGCAAAAAGCUUCCCAAGUGUUAG
Messenger RNA from Aspergillus puulaauensis, 357 nucleotides. Its product is annotated as putative MBL2-like secreted peptide. The transcript is spliced from 3 exons. The record is from RefSeq and is a predicted model, not a curated record. NCBI's taxonomy places the organism in Eukaryota, Fungi, Ascomycota, Eurotiomycetes, Eurotiales, Aspergillaceae. The coding region runs from base 1 to 357 and encodes 118 amino acids.